Molecule: messenger RNA, 462 nt
Organism: Closterium sp. Naga37s-1
Lineage: Eukaryota; Viridiplantae; Streptophyta; Zygnematophyceae; Desmidiales; Closteriaceae
Source: the annotation of a GenBank genome assembly
AUGCUCUCGUGUAACGGAGAACGUUAUAUCGAAACUCCAUGCCGUGAAACCCCUCCCUUUACCCCCUCCUCAUCUCCCCUCGCUCUCUCCCCAUCCCCCCCACGCUCCCCUUGUUCCCAACCCUCCCUCUCCUCGCCCCCCCUGACUCACCCUCAUCCCCCCCUCCUUCUCACCCUCAUCCCCCUCCUGUCUCACCCUCAUCCUCCUCCGCUCUCCCCUCAUCUCCCCCACUCUUCCCUCGUUUCCGCCCGCUCCCCCACCCCCUUCCCCCCCGGCUCUCCCGUCAUCUCCCCCUGCCCUCCCCUCAUAUUCCCUUUGCCUUCCAUCCUAGGAGCGGCAUGGGGCAGCCUUCUUGGAGUUAGUGAGGGGAACCCAUGGCACCUCCUUCCCCCUCUGCACUCCCCCUCCCUUGUCUCCCCUAAUUCACUCCUCACAUCCCCCCCCUUCUCUUCUAUGGCAUGA